AUGCGCUUCUUCAAUUCGCUGGUGCUGCUGGUGCAGAGGUACGGGACGCACCUAUGUGACUGGGAUACAUCGACAAAGACGAGGCUCGGGCUUGAAAAGACAUAUCGGGUACGCGGCACAGUGCUGGCCAACGACGUUCUUGCUGAUGUGAGUGGGCUUGCAACCAGUGCGCGCAGCGACGGCACGUUCGCAGUGGACAACGUCAAGCUUGGUGACUCGAUGCUUGAGAUCAACAGCGCAGACUAUGCGUUCCCGAAGGUUCACCUGCGCAUCUUGCUGAAGGAGGAUGGCCGCGCCUCAAUUGCUGCCCGCUAUGUGCAGGUGGGCUCGGAGUGGUCCGAGGACACGCCGGUUCUGGCGUACCCUCUGCGCAUUGCUGCUGCCGACAAGUUCGAUUUCUUCACGCCGCGCCAAGGGUUCAGCCUCAUCUCCAUGUUCUCAAACCCGUACAUGAUGAUGGUCGGUGCCUCGCUCGCCGCAGUGUUUAUCCUGCCGCGUCCUCCAGGCACAGCUGGACCCUGA
Linderina pennispora is the source of this 522-nucleotide messenger RNA. RefSeq lists its product as uncharacterized. Bases 1 to 522 code for a protein of 173 amino acids. Gene Ontology annotation, cellular component: EMC complex. The record is from RefSeq and is a predicted model, not a curated record. The transcript is spliced from 4 exons. NCBI's taxonomy places the organism in Eukaryota, Fungi, Kickxellomycota, Kickxellomycetes, Kickxellales, Kickxellaceae.